UUCUCUUUUCCGUAUACUCAUAUAAAAAUACCACUGCUUAUAAAUUUACCAUCUAGCAGACUUAUAACCUUAUUCGACAUACCUUUAUUAUUAUUAUUACACCAACAAUAUGGGCUGUUGUUCAUCUGUAGAGGCAGGCGAUGGUAGUGGCAAAUUACGUACGGAAGAAAUUGACAAUCAAUUACGUAUGGAAAAAAUCAACAUGAGGAACGAAGUCAAACUACUUUUACUUGGUGCUGGUGAAUCUGGGAAAUCAACCAUUUUGAAACAGAUGAAGCUUAUUCAUGACGAAGGUUUUUCACAGGAUGAACGUAUUGCUUAUACUGAAAUUAUUUUUAGUAAUACUAUUCAAUCAAUGCGUGUCAUAUUGGAAGCCAUGGAAAUUUUGGAUAUUAACCUUGCCAAUCCCGAUAAUCAAGAUGCUGUCAACCUGAUCAUGAAUCAACCCAAUCAAAUUAGUUCCUGUUCCUUACCUUUGGAUGUUGUACGUGCUAUUCAACAAUUAUGGGCUGAUGAAGGUGUCAAAACUACUUUUAAUCGAAGCAAUGAAUAUCAACUCAAUGAUUCUGCAUCUUAUUACUUUGAUUCAAUUGAUCGUAUUUCUCAAGAUGGAUAUUUACCUACCGAUCAAGAUGUUCUUCGCUCACGUGUCAAAACAACUGGGAUUACAGAAACAUCAUUCAAGAUCGGUGAUCUUAUUUAUCGAAUGUUUGAUGUGGGUGGUCAAAGAUCAGAAAGAAAGAAAUGGAUUCAUUGUUUUGAAAAUGUUACAGCUAUUAUCUUUAUGGUGGCCAUUUCCGAAUAUGAUCAAGUCUUGAUUGAAGAUGAAAGUAUCAACCGUAUGCAAGAAGCCUUGACCUUAUUUGAUUCUAUCUGCAAUUCACGAUGGUUUGAAAAGACAUCUACCAUUUUAUUCUUGAACAAGACUGAUAUCUUUAAGCAAAAGUUACUUACAAGUCCUUUAUCCCAAUGCUUCCCUGAUUUCCAAGGUGGUACUGAUGAAGAGGCUGCCCGUGAUUAUAUUAUGAAACGAUUCGUUUCUAUCAACAACUCUCCUGAUAAACAAGUAUAUACUCACUUCACCUGUGCAACGGAUACCGAACAAGUCGAAUUUGUCAUGUCAGCUGUACAUGAUAUCAUUCUUCAAAGCAACUUACGAAAUGUAGGCCUGAUCUGAUCAAUAUUUUCUAGUCUGAUCUGGCUUUUUUUUUUAACCUCUUUAUCAUCAUUACUAUUAGUUCUUUUUUUUUAUCAUAUAUAUUCUCUCUCUUU
Halteromyces radiatus is the source of this 1272-nucleotide messenger RNA. RefSeq names its product G protein alpha subunit. The coding region runs from base 110 to 1177 and encodes 355 amino acids. The transcript has 3 exons. Gene Ontology annotation, molecular function: G protein-coupled receptor binding; GTPase activity; G-protein beta/gamma-subunit complex binding. The record is from RefSeq and is a predicted model, not a curated record. Gene Ontology annotation, biological process: adenylate cyclase-modulating G protein-coupled receptor signaling pathway. Gene Ontology annotation, cellular component: heterotrimeric G-protein complex. NCBI's taxonomy places the organism in Eukaryota, Fungi, Mucoromycota, Mucoromycetes, Mucorales, Cunninghamellaceae.